This is a messenger RNA of Entamoeba invadens IP1, 1092 nucleotides long. RefSeq lists its product as hypothetical. The record is from RefSeq and is a predicted model, not a curated record. The transcript has a single exon. Lineage: Eukaryota; Evosea; Mastigamoebida; Endamoebidae. The coding region runs from base 1 to 1092 and encodes 363 amino acids.
AUGUCGUUUCCACACUAUUUUUCCUCCGUUGUUUUAUCGUUCAUCGUUUUCAUUCUCUUUGUUCUGAUAACUCCAACUCAACACGACCUUUCUUUUACAUAUUCUUUUUCAUCGCUGAGUGUCAGUGGAAGUAAUCAACACAUCGACAUUCCAUCACUUGAUGUAUUCAACACCAAGUUUACACACAAUAAGUCGACGGGUAUGUUUUAUUACAAAAAUAACUACAUUGACGUUUCCAAAUUCAAUUACAGUGGGGUAUGUGGUGAUGUCUUCAAAUAUGGUCCAAAUACUAAAAGGGAUUUGGUUAUUGGGUCAUAUGAUUUCAAAAACAAAUGUAUCAAAGAGUCUGUUUUCCAAGCACUUGAAAUGACACGAAUUGCAAUGCCCGAUUGUCGAAUUGUGUUUCUACUUUUCAGUUCAAUACCAUCAACUUGUGUUGGUAAUUUUAAAAGGCUUUCAGACCUCCACGUCGAGACUUAUAAAGUGACAAGACACCCCUUCCAAGAUGCCGUUGUUUUUAGAUUCAUUGCAUUCAGAGAUUAUAUAACAAAACACAUCAAAGAAAUUGACCGUGUUGUUAUUAUUGACUUCAGAGAUGUGCUAUUCUUUGCAGACUUUUUCAGAACUUUUGGUGCAAAUGAAGUCAAUUGGCUACUUGAGUGCUAUGGUACAAACGACCCAAACGACUGUUUUGGACCAGCCAACUUCCCAGAACACGCAAGGUGGAUACGAAGAUACAUUUCGUCUUCCAUUGCAGACGACUUUGUUCAGAGAAACAUCUCCUCAUUAAAUGGCGGUUUUGCUUUUGGUGGCGCUGAUAAGAUGAAAGAGGUGCUCAACAUAUUAUGUGAUAAUAUGGAUUGGAAAGAAAUGAUGUGGGGGUAUGAUCAAGCAUUACUCAAUGUGUUGUAUUACACUGGAAAGUUUGAAAAUGUUGGACUGCAAGCAGUUGCGUGUCAACAAAGAGUGUGUUAUAUUGGAAUAAAUGGAUUCAGAGUCGAAAAUAAAGUCAUCUAUUGGAACAACACAUUGUGCUCUCCUGUGGCAACACACAAGUUUACAACCAAUUCGACACAUUGGAGGGUCAGGUAA